Messenger RNA from Trematosphaeria pertusa, 1184 nucleotides. RefSeq names its product carbohydrate esterase family 15 protein. Lineage: Eukaryota; Fungi; Ascomycota; Dothideomycetes; Pleosporales; Trematosphaeriaceae. The record is from RefSeq and is a predicted model, not a curated record. The coding region runs from base 1 to 1170 and encodes 389 amino acids. The transcript has a single exon.
AUGCUUUCCUUCAUCCUCCCCCUUCUCUUGCUCGCCUCCCCCGUCAUCGGGCAAAACACAUCAACCUGCCCUACCCUACCAUCAGCCAUAACCUACGCCUCCAAUGCCAAACUCCCCGACCCGUUCCUCCCCCUUGCCAGUCCCCGCCUAACCACCAAAUCCCAAUGGCCCUGCCGCAAAGAAGAAAUCCGCCAACUGCUCCAGCGCUACACCUACGGGCAAAUGCCACCCAAGCCCUCCUCCCUCACAGCCUCCCUCUCCGGCACCUCUCUCACAAUCACCGCGAAAGAAGCCGGAAAAACAAUGUCCUUCACCGUAACCCUCAAGCUCCCUACCUCAGCCACCGCCCCCUAUCCCGCCAUCAUCGCGUACGGCGCGGCUAGUCUCCCGAUCCCAAGCACCGUUGCUACAAUCACGUAUCAGAAUUUUGAAAUGGCUGCAGACAACGGGCGCGGGAAGGGCAAGUUCUACGAUCUCUACGGGGCUAAUCAUAACGCCGGCGGUAUGAUUACCGCAGCAUGGGGCGUUGACCGCAUUAUCGAUGCGCUAGAACUCACGCCCGCUGCGAAGAUCGAUCCCAAGCGCGUCGGUGUAACAGGCUGCUCGCGCAACGGGAAAGGCGCUACUAUCGCCGGCGCAUUCGUGGAUAGGAUUGCACUCGCGCUGCCGCAGGAAGGAGGGCAGGCUGCUGCGGGAUGUUGGCGAAUCGCGGAUGAGAUCCAGAAGAAUGGCACGAAAGUCGAGACCGCGCACCAGAUCGUAAAUGGCGACACAUGGUUUUCGACCGACUUCUCUAAGUACGUUGAUGCUGUGCCGACACUUCCCUGGGACAACCAUAUGAUGCACGCGCUGUACGCGGACCCGCCCCGCGGUCUUCUCAUCAUCGAGAAUACUGCAAUUGACUACCUCGGCCCGACGAGCAAUUACCACUGCGCGACGGCCGGGAGAAUGGCGCAUGAGGCGUUGGGAGUGAAGCAUUACUUUGGAUUCAGUCAGAAUUCGCAUUCUGACCAUUGUGGGUUUCCGAAGGCGCAGCAGCCCGAGCUGACGGCAUUUAUUGAGAGGUUCCUGCUUGGCAAGGACACCAACACGGAUGUGUGGAAGACGGACGGGAAGUUCGUCAUUGACGAAAAGAGGUGGGUUGAUUGGAGUGUGCCGGCUUUGUCGUGAGACGCAUCGCGGUG